Molecule: messenger RNA, 2319 nt
Organism: Eurytemora carolleeae
Lineage: Eukaryota; Metazoa; Arthropoda; Copepoda; Calanoida; Temoridae
Gene: Rexo5
Exons: 13
Coding region: 333-2303 (656 amino acids)
Cellular component (GO): nucleus
Molecular function (GO): nucleic acid binding; exonuclease activity
Source: RefSeq, a predicted model, not a curated record
GAAGGGAAAGAGGAAUAAACUCAAAGUUUUCGAAAAUUUACCCGCGGCGCUAUUUAUGCUUUUCUAAAUGCAUCCUUACAGGGAUUAUUAUGCACUGCAAUAUAAAUACUAAAAAAUGAUGACUUUUUAGUUCUCGAAUUUGGGGAAGGAAAUCAAAAAAAAUUUUGAGAGGAGGGAGAAAGAAUAAAAAAUUGGAAUUAUAUACACCCCUGCAAUCUCUAGAUAAAAGGUAGCUUUGAGUUACACUGACAAUCCCUUUAAAAAGAAAAUUUGUUUUUUUAUUUGCUCGGUUCAACUGAAUUGAAAUCUUAACGAGCUGAAUUUCAGAGAAUAUGUCGUCUGAGAAUAAGCGUCGAGCUAGGAUAGCGAGUAAAAAGCGGAAACUGAACGCUUUGUUGGCAGUCACAGAUCUUAAUGAUUCCGAUGGGAAGAGAAGAAAGGUUGAAGAAAAUUUUACAGACCAACCAUCGAAACCGAAUAAGCCUCUCAGAAAUUUCAAGUCUAACAAAAACUUCAAGUCCAAGACUAACAGUAACUCCAAACCUGUAUUAGUAACUUCAAUUAACCCGAAUAAACUUAGAGUAGAAGGAGAUGAAUACCUUGCCCUGAAGGCACGGCUCAGGGAGAGAAAGAAACUGCUAACCCAGCAACCUAAGUUCAGUUUGAAGUCUGUUGGAGAGAACGCUUUGUUGAGUGUGGAGAAGGAAAGACGUAUCCCUCUGUUUAUGUCAGAUCUUCAAUCUCUCAUGCUGUACUGUACAGUUGGGGGUAAAACUCCUUACUACCCAGAUAGGUGGUGCACACUUCUCAAGUGGAAUAGACUCACAAACGUGGUCUGCUUGGUUCUGGACGGACUAGGGACAAAUUUUCUUGAGACGCGGAAAGACGAGCUGCCCUGGAUUACAUCAAAAUUUAAUUUUUUGGAGGUGGUGAGCCCGUCCAGUUAUGAUGCUACAGUGGCGAAGGAUUUAGCUCUUAUUCCGAUUUCUCAAACACAAAUCCGCAAGCUGAGAGACGACUUUGGAACGGUUCAGGAGGCGGUGAUGAAAAACGAAGUAUGGAAUACAGUUAAAGCCAUGUUUCCUAUUACUAACCGUAAAUCCACCCCUGCCCCCGCCCCUCCUCCAGUAUUCCCGGUAACAGAGGAUACUAGUACACCAGUAGAAGGAUGGACUAGUCUUAAGCUCCGACUUCUCAUGAAUGUUAGACAGCUGGUGACUGAGGACUUCCCUAUACCUCUACCAGGAGUAGAGGAGCAUGUUAAGGGAUAUGUGUUUACUAGAGAUGAAUAUCAUGAGGUUCAUGAUGGUUCUCCUAUGUUCAGUAUAGAUUGUGAGAUGUGCUUCACUGAGAGGGGGAAGAACGAAUUAACAAGGAUUUGUAUGGUGAAUGAGAAUUUGGAAGUGGUUUACCAUUCCUAUGUAAAACCCGAAUCCCGGAUUGUUGAUUAUCUGACAAGAUACAGUGGUAUCACGGCGGAGCAUCUGGUCAACGUAAAUACAAGGUUGAAGGAUGUUCAAGCUGAUCUGAAAAGAUUGCUUCCUCCUGAUGCUAUUCUGGUUGGACAAUCUUUAAACUGUGAUCUUAAAGCUCUAGAGAUGAUGCAUCCUUACGUGAUAGAUACCAGUAUCAUUUUCAACAUAACCGGAAACAGGUUUCGGAAAACGAAGCUAUCAGUUCUGUCAAGUAUAUUCCUAAAGAAGCAGAUCCAAGUCCAAUCUCAUGUUGUUGUGGGGCAUAGCCCUGAAGAGGACGCCAAGGCUGCGAUGGAUCUGGUAAAGCUGAAGUUAAAGGAAGGAUAUCAGUUCGGAGACGUUCUCCUGGGAGGACGGAUUCCUAGUAUUCAUGAGGAGAAGAUAGAACCCCAGAAUGAUUGCAUAAGAAAAGAUUUUGUUCCUGGACAUGAUCUUCAUCUCAAGAGUAGACUUGUGUCAACAAUAACAAAGACCGCCAAAAAGGCUGAAAAAACUGUUUCGUUGACUGUAAGUGAGUCCAAAGCUAAGACUUAUGAAACCCUUGAAAACUUUACUUCUGAGGUUAAAGUCUUUCAAAAAGGGACGGAUCACAAGGAUGUGCUGGAGAAGGGUAAAACCGGAGCAGUAGAACAUGAUUUCAGUAUCACCCACCUCGACCUCUCGACCACGCCCCCUGAGAAGAUCUGCAAGAGGGCGGAGAAGUUCUGUAAGACGAUGUACAGCCACACCUCCAGCAACGGACUCUUUAUCCUCAUCCUACCAGGGAGCAAGGAGGAAACCGGCGCUGCCGCCGUAACAAUCGUCCGACCGCCGCAGCUUGAAAACUAAAUUUUUUUAUUUCAGA